GCAUUGAUACAUUAACUAAUGCUAAUUAAUCACUUAGAAUGUGUAUUUUCACCUUUCUGUACAAUACUUUGGAGGAAAAAGAAAAAGAGAAACGUAUCUCCCGCGCUUUAUUUUUAGAUAGACUAUUUUCAACUACCGAAUGAAAAAAAAGGUGUGCCUAGUUCCCGAUUGUUCACGUGACUCACAGCAGCCAGUGUGUAAGUGACAGUGUUGCUUCAUAACUUGUAGUAGACCUCCUAAUGGAAGUCUACUGUUAACUACAAAUGAUAAACAUUUAAGUGAAAAAUGUCAAUUCUAUGAAAUGGAUAUUGCUUGACUUUUCGUCUAGGAAUCGUUAAUUCAUUUUACUUAUUAAUUAUUUUUUUAACGUUUAAAUUAAUUGAACUUUUAUGUUAUCAGCUUCGGUACUGUGAUCCCGGAAAAGCUUAGGUUUUAAAACAAAAUGGCGGAUUUCGAGGGUGCCUCGGAUUUGAGUGCUAACGAGCUCAAGUAUCUUGCUAUUGACCGUACUGUUAUCAAUGACCCUGCUGUCCAAGCAGAAUGGGCAUCGAAAAAACUAGUCUGGGUUCCAGACGAGACACACGGUUUUGUUGCAGCUUCCAUAAAGGGCGAAAAAGGAGAUCAAGUAGAAUGUGUUGUCGACGAAACCGGCCGAAAAAUAAUUAUCCACAGAGAUGACAUCCAAAAAAUGAAUCCACCCAAGUUUAAUAAAGUUGAGGAUAUGGCUGAAUUGACUUGCCUAAACGAAGCAUCAGUUCUUCACAAUCUGAAGGAUCGUUAUUACUCUGGUUUAAUUUACACCUACUCCGGCCUAUUCUGUGUGGUGGUGAACCCUUACAAAAAACUGCCCAUCUACACAGAGAAAGUGAUUGAGUUGUACAAAGGGAAAAAACGCCAUGAAGUCCCUCCACAUGUAUUUGCCAUUGCUGACACUGCAUACAGGAGCAUGUUGCAAGACCGCGAGGACCAGUCCAUUCUCUGCACUGGUGAGUCUGGAGCUGGUAAAACAGAAAACACCAAGAAAGUCAUCCAGUACUUGGCCUUUGUUGCAGCCUCCAACAGAACCAACAGGCAGUCCAUAGGUGCAGCCCAUAACCAGGAUGCAGGAAAAAUAGUUGAUCUCAAACAGAACAAGGAUUUCAACCUUGGAGAGCUGGAAAACCAAUUGCUUCAGGCCAAUCCAAUUCUAGAAGCUUUUGGAAAUGCCAAGACAAUCAAGAAUGAUAACUCCUCCAGAUUUGGUAAAUUCAUCCGAAUCAACUUUGAUUCAUCAGGAUACAUUUCUGGUGCCAACAUUGAAACCUAUCUUCUUGAGAAAUCCAGAGCUGUGCGCCAGGCGGAGAGUGAGAGGUCCUUCCACAUUUUUUAUCAGUUUCUCCAGGGAGCCAACGCGCAACAGAAACAGGAGUUCCUGCUGGAGGACUGGGGCAAGUAUUUGUACAUGACACACGGCAAGAUCCUGGUCACUGGGGUGGAUGAUGCUGCAGAGUUCAAGAACCUGACAGAGUCCAUGAGCAUCAUGGGGAUCUCCCCUGACAACCAGUCUGCUGUUCUUCGCACAGUCUCUGCAGUUUUACUUCUGGGAAACAUGCAGUUCAAACAAGACAGGAAUUCAGAUCAAGCUACUCUGCCAGACAACACUGUUGCCCAGAAGGCGUGUCACUUGUUAGGUGUCCCUGUCACUGCCCUCACACAAGCAUUCCUUAAGCCCAAGAUCAAGGUCGGCAGAGAUUUUGUUACCAAGGCUCAAACUAAAGCUCAGGUUGAGUUCGCUGUGGAAGCCAUCUCUAAAGCUCUGUAUGAGAGGCUCUUCAAAUGGAUUGUCACACGCAUCAACAAAUCUCUGGACAGGACCAAAAGACAAGGUGCCAGCUUCAUUGGUAUCUUGGACAUUGCCGGCUUUGAGAUCUUUAAGAUGAACUCCUUUGAGCAGCUGUGUAUCAACUACACCAAUGAGAAGCUCCAGCAGUUGUUCAACCACACCAUGUUCAUCCUGGAGCAAGAGGAAUACCAGAGGGAGGGGAUUGAGUGGAAGUUCAUUGACUUUGGCCUUGACCUACAGCCCACCAUUGACCUACUAGAGAAGCCUAUGGGAAUCUUGGCUCUGCUAGAUGAAGAAUGUGUCUUCCCUAAGGCCACAGACAAAACUUUUGUAGAAAAGCUUUUGGCCCAACACACCAGUCACCCCAAGUUUGAGAAACCAGAUUUCAGGGCAGAUGCAGACUUUAGUCUGAUUCACUAUGCAGAUAAGGUUGAUUACUCUGCUGACCAAUGGUUGAUGAAGAACAUGGACCCACUCAAUGAGAAUGUUGUGUCUAUUUUAUCCCAGUCUUCAGAUCCUUUUUACGUCAACAUGUGGAAAGAUGCUGAAAUAGUGGGUAUGGGAGCAGCUGCAGCCGUUGAUACAAUGUUUGGCUCACGUGCUCGCAAGGGCAUGUUCAGGACAGUCAGCCAACUCUACAAGGAACAACUGGCUAAGCUCAUGGCUACACUCAGGAACACCAACCCCAACUUUGUUCGAUGUAUUAUUCCCAAUCAUGAAAAGAAGGCUGGAAAAAUUGAUUCAGCAUUGGUCUUAGAUCAGCUGAGAUGUAAUGGUGUGCUGGAGGGAAUCAGAAUUUGCAGACAGGGAUUCCCCAACAGGAUUUUGUUCCAAGAGUUUCGUCAGCGCUAUGAGAUCUUGACUCCCGGUGCCAUUCCUCGUGGAUUCAUGGAUGGUAAAAAGGCAGUUGAAAAAAUGAUAUCAGUUCUAGAAUUGGAUUCAAAUCUUUUUCGCAUUGGGCAAAGUAAGAUCUUUUUCCGUGCCGGCGUGCUUGCUCACCUAGAGGAGGAGAGGGACCUCAAGUUAACAGAUAUAAUCGUCCAGUUUCAGGCUCUAGCUAGGGGCCUGCUGGCUAGGAGAAACUACCAGAAGCGCCUGCAGCAGAUUAAUGCUAUCCGUGUUAUCCAGAGGAAUUGUGCUGCCUAUCUUAAGCUGAGAAACUGGCAGUGGUGGAGGCUUUUUACCAAGGUGAAACCACUGUUAUCUGUGGCAGGCCAAGAAGAAAAAAUCCAUGAGAAAGAAGAAGAGCUGAAAAAAGUCAAAGACACAUAUGAGAAACAGAAGCAGGAAACAGAGGAGCUAGAGAGGCGCUACGCCCAAAUCAUCGAGGAGAAAAAUAUCUUGGCUGAACAACUGCAGGCUGAAACAGAGUUGUGUGCUGAGGCUGAAGAGGCAAGAUUGCACAUGAGCAAGCGCAAAGAAGAAUUAGAAGAAAUUUUACAUGAACUUGAGCUGAGGAUAGAAGAGGAGGAGGACAGGAGUACCCAGCUGAUGGAGGAGAAGAAAGCAAUGCAGCAAAGUUUGAAGGACCUCGAGGAACAGCUUGAAGAAGAGGAGCAGACGCGCCAGAAGUUGCAGUUAGAAAAAGUAACAGCUGAGGGUAAGAUGAAAAAACUGGAGGAGGAAGCUGCAGCUCUAGAUGACAUGAACCAGAAGCUCUUGAAAGAGAAGAAGCUGAUGGAGGAGAGGCUUGCAGAGGCCCAGCUUAAUAUGGCUGAAGAGGAGGAGAAAUCAAAGCAGCUUGGCAAACUGAAGAAUAAAUACGAAGCCAUUAUUGCUGACCUGGAGGAAAGGCUCAGGAAAGAACAGCAGGCUCGACAGGAACUUGAAAAAAUUCGCCGUAGACUGGAAACGGAGUUGGCUGACUUAAGAGACCAGUUAAAUGAGAAGAGGCAACAGGUGGAGGAACUCCAGGCACAGCUCUCUAAACGUGAGGAGGAGGUACAGGGAGCCUUGCAGAAGGCUGAUGAAGAGCAAGUGAGUAAAACAACCCUACAAAAGCAGAUGAGAGAGUUGCAAAUUCAGCUCCAAGAAAUGCAGGAAGACUUUGAUUUAGAAAAAGAGCAGCGCCUUAAAGCUGAAAAGCAAAAGAAAGACCUAAAUGAGGAAUUGGAAGCUUUGAGGGGUGAACUAGAAGACUCACUGGACACAACAGCUGCUGUACAAGAGUUGAGGACAAAGAGAGAACAGGAGGUGUCAGAGUUGAAGAGGAUGGUGGAGGGGGCACAGAAGGCACACGAGGAGGGUGUGCAGGAGCUUAGACAAAAAUAUACUCAACAAGUUGAACAAAUUAAUGAAGAAUUAGAGAAUGCUAAGAAGAUAAAAAUCAACCUUGAAAAAGUGAAGACUACCCUAGAAGCAGAAAACAAAGACCUAGAGAAUGACCUAAAAAGUGUUCAGAUGGCCAAACAAGAAUCAGAGCGCAAACGUAAGCAGGCUGAGACUCAGCUGGCAGAGAUGAGCAUCAAACUGGCUGAACUGGAGCGCAUGUCUGGGGACUCAACAGACAAGUCCAAAAAGUUGCAGACUGAACUAGAGCAAGUUAGUCAGCAACUUCAGAUAGCUGAAACAAAAGCUCUUCAAGGUCAGCAGAAGGCAUCCUCAUUUGAAGCUCAGCUUGCAGACUUACAGGAAACCCUUCAAGAUGAAACAAAACAGAAGCUCUCCCUGCAGUCUAAAUUACGUGCUAUUGAAGAUGAAAAGACAAGCCUAGAAGACAGACUAGAGGAGGAGGAAGAAAACAAAAGAGUGUACGAGAAACAGAUUCAAGAUCUCAACCAGAAGAUAAUUGAAAUAAAAAAGAAAGCGGAGGAGGAUCUGGCUAACAAUGAACAGCUGGAGGAGUACAAGAAGAAAUCUGCCAGGGACAUGGAACAAAUGGUCAAUCAGCUGGAAGAAAUGAGGUCACAGAAUGACAAGUUGGAGAAGUCCAGACGAAAACUUCAGGCUGAGGUUGAUGACAUGACAGUUGAGUUAGAAUCCCAACGAUCAAAUGUGUCCAAUGCAGAGAAGAAACAGCGCAAGUUUGACCAGAUGCUCGCUGAAGAAAAAGCUCUCAGAGAGAGAUUGGCUGCCGAGUAUGACCAAGUGGAGAAAGAGAGCAGAGAAAAAGAGACGAAGAUUCUCAACCUCCAGAGACACAUUGAUGAACUUCAGGAGAGGUCUGACCAGCAGGAGCGAGCCAGGCAACAGCUGGCUAGAGAGCUAGAGGACCUUAUCUCAUCUAAAGAUGAUGUGGGCAAAAAUGUUCAUGACUUGGAAAAAGCCAAACGAUCCUUGGAGUCUACAGUUGCUGAACAGAAACAACAGAUAGAAGAUCUGGAAGAUGAACUUCAAGCUGCUGAAGAUGCCAAACUUCGUCUUGAAGUUAACAUGCAGGCGCUGAAAGCUCAAUAUGACAGGGACGCUGCUGGCAGAGAGGACCAAGAGGAGGAGGCCAAGAAGUCUUUGUUAAGACAGUUGAGGGAAAUGGAAGCCGAGCUGGAGGAUGAGCGUAAACAAAAGGCCGUGGCUGUACAGAGCAGGAACAAGCUGCAGGGCACGUUGGCUGGACUAGAGCAGCAGGUGGAGAUGGCCAACAAGGUGAAGGAAGACGCGGUCAAGCAGUACAAGAAGAUAGCAGCGCAGCUCAAGGACUACCAGAGGGAGGUGGACGAGGCCAGAGUCUCAAGGGAUGAGGCUCUUGGUGCUGCCAAGGACAAUGAGAAGAAGGUCAAAUACCUGGAGGCGGAGCUGCUGAGGAUUCAAGAAGAACUGGCUGCAGCAGAACGUGCUCGUCGUAAUGCAGAGUCAGAGAGGGAUGAGUUGGCUGAUGAGAUUGGCAAUAGUGCCAGUGGCAAACAAGCUCUACUGGAUGAGAAGCGCCGUCUUGAGGCCAGAAUUUCUGAGCUAGAGGAUGAAGUAGAAGAUGAACACACCAAUACUGAACUGGCUAAUGACAAAGCUCGUAAAGCUCAGCUUCAGCUGGAACAAAUGAGCACUGACCUUGCGUCUGAGAGGUCAGUGAGCCAGAAACUGGAGAACCAGCGUCUGGCCCUGGAGAGACAGAACAAAGAGAUGAGGGACAAGCUGCAGGAACUGGAGGGGCAGAACAGGGCCCGCACCAAGGCCACAAUUGCAGCACUGGAGAGUAAGGUGGCCAACUUAGAGGAGCAGUUGGACCAGGAGGCCAAGGAAAGACAGAGCCUGUCGCGAGCCAACAGGAAGAUGGAGAAGAGAAUGAAAGAACUGGCUCUACAGGUGGAGGAUGAGAGGCGAAGUGCUGACCAGUAUAAGGACCAGGUUGAUAAGAUCAACAACAGAGUGAAAGCCCUCAAGAGACAGUUGGAUGAAGCUGAAGAAGAAGUUGCCAGGUCUAGUGGUCAGAAGAGAAAACUUCAGAGAGAAUUGGAUGAACAAAUGGAAGCUAACGAGGCCAUGAGUAGAGAGAUGACCACUCUUAGAAAAUACAGACCAUCUGCAUCCCGUUCAUCCCGGUCUGUAAUGUCAACCCUGCGUGGUGGGUCGGAUACAACACUGGAUGAACAGGGAUCCGAGGACGGCCAGGAAGAGCAACAGUCUGAGACAUAAUCCAUGUGUAUCCAUCAUCCAAGUUUGACACCACUUUGCUGGUCAAAGCUUGGCUAAAUUAUGUCUUGUCUAUAUACAUGUACGGUUACUUGUCAUAUUUAUGUGUGCAUUAUUCCAUUGUUUAACUUACUACUAGCAGGUGAUAUAUCUUUUCUAAAGGUUUGUAGCUGUAGAAGAAAUUCACUAAGGACAGUCUGUACUGUUCAAACUUGUAUAGAGUUGCUGUCAAUUUAGACAGAACUCAUUUCUACAUUCUGUUUCUCUUGUAAUAUUGGAAGCAUAUAAUUUUAUAAACAUUUUUGAUGAAUGUAGUUGCCACAAGCAAACAGCAUUAGACCCAAUGAGUUGAUCUAUAGAAGAAAUGAAUGUGUAUAUACGACUCUGUCCCAGUACGUGGGCUGGUUGUUGUAGUUUGACUGGUCUCUCCUGGGGUGUCUCUCUGUUUGUCUGUCACUAGCUGUCUGUUUAUUGACCUGUUGUGCUCAUUCCACUAGCAAGUAUUGACUGUUGUCUGACCAAGGUUUGACUGGGGAUGGGUGCUCUAUACAAUUCUAUAAUCCUAGUGUAUGGGAUUUCUCUGUUCUAAUCUAGCACUGUAUUCUCUUAUUGUAGGCUAUACAACAUAUGGAGCCAAUGUAUUCACUUAGCAUAAUGUUACUUGGACCCAACAUGAUUUAAUGCUCAGUUGGGCCUAGGCCUGGGUCUCUUCAACAUUGUUCAUUCAUUUAUUAUAGGCCAGGUAGAGCAACACUUGGGCCCUGCUCUAUGUACGUCUUUGUCCUGCUGUAUGUAGGACCAUACGUCUUUGUCCUGCUGUAUGUAGGACCAUACGUCUUUGUCCUGCUGUAUGUAGGACCAUACGUCUUUGUCCUGCUGUAUGUAGGACCCCUACGAGUCUCUUGGGGGCCUGGGUUCUGUUACUGGCCUGGGGUUAACAUAUCUUUAAAAUUGGGAUCAAACAGAGCUAUCAGCUACACUUGUUACUGCUUGAUGCAAUUCUUCAUAUCUACUGCUUUGCUGAACUUCCAAAUAAACUUUGAACCCAUU
Messenger RNA from Physella acuta, 7438 nucleotides. Its product is annotated as myosin heavy chain, non-muscle. Gene Ontology annotation, molecular function: actin filament binding; microfilament motor activity; ATP binding. The record is from RefSeq and is a predicted model, not a curated record. Gene Ontology annotation, cellular component: myosin complex; membrane; cytoplasm. Lineage: Eukaryota; Metazoa; Mollusca; Gastropoda; Physidae. Gene Ontology annotation, biological process: actin filament organization.